Messenger RNA from Xenopus laevis (African clawed frog), 1113 nucleotides. RefSeq names its product peroxisomal biogenesis factor 2 L homeolog (gene pex2.L). Gene Ontology annotation, biological process: peroxisome organization; protein import into peroxisome matrix; protein ubiquitination. The transcript is spliced from 2 exons. Gene Ontology annotation, molecular function: zinc ion binding; ubiquitin protein ligase activity. The record is from RefSeq and is a predicted model, not a curated record. The coding region runs from base 163 to 1083 and encodes 306 amino acids. Gene Ontology annotation, cellular component: peroxisomal membrane. NCBI's taxonomy places the organism in Eukaryota, Metazoa, Chordata, Amphibia, Anura, Pipidae.
GCAGCGUCACUGCGUUUAUAGCUUCCGAAGACGUGACGUCACCGUCUCAUCUCGCGAGACUGACGAAACUGCGUGAGAGCGGGCCGGAAGGACCCGAAGAGCUGCGCAAGUAAAGUGGACGUUUAUAAAUAGUGAGCUGGACUGUACCAUUCGGGAGGAGCAAUGGCAGCAAGUGAAAACAAUAUGGAAGAGAUAAAUCCUGUGUUGAGAAUAAGUCAACUGGAUGCUAUUGAAUUAAACAAGGCGUUAGAGCAAUUAAUCUGGUCUCAAUUUAGCAGUUGUUUUCAGGGAUUUAAACCAGGACUUUUGACUCGCUUUGAACCAGAGAUUAAAGCCUCUUUAUGCCUUUUCUUGUGGAGAUAUACCAUUUACACCAAGAAUGCUACAGUGGGACAGACCAUUUUAAAUAUGCAGUACAAGAAUGACUUGGCAGUAACAAAGAAAUACAGGCCUUUGAAUAAACAGCAGAAAGUUUGGUUUGCACUCUUCUUGGUUGGUGGUAAAUGGCUGGAGGAGAGAUCCUUUGACCUAUUCAGUAAUCACCCUUUCGGGGCUUCAUUUCAGAGGACAAAAUACUUUCUUAAUGCCAUAUCUGGGCUUCUGAAGUUCGGAGCCCUCUUAAAUUUCUUGAUUUUUCUGCAGCAGGGAAAGUUUGCAACUCUGACGGAACGUCUUCUAGGCAUACGGUCUGUUUUUAGCCGACCUCAAGAUGUCCGUCAGGUCGGAUUUGAAUACAUGAACAGAGAAAUUCUGUGGCAUGGAUUUGCCGAAUUUCUUAUUUUUCUUCUUCCUCUCAUAAACACACAGAAAUUGAAAUCAAAGUUGUUUUCUUGGUGUAAACCUGCUAAAAGUCACGGCGUCAGUGAUCCAUCCUUGGCCGUCAUUUGUAAGGAGUGUUGCCUGUGUGGAGAAUGGCCCGCUAUGCCUCAUACCAUCGGCUGCUCUCAUGUCUUUUGUUACUACUGUAUAAAAAGCAAUUACAUGUCUGACAUGUAUUUUACCUGCCCGAAGUGUAGCUCACAGGUGCAUAAUCUGCAGCCCCUGGAAUUCAAAAUUGAAAUUUCCGAAGUGCACACCUUGUAGAAUAAAUGAAAGGGCAAAUUUAUCAGGAAA